CCGCGGACGACGCUGCCGUCGUACUUUCGGUCGAUCGGGUUUGAGUGCCCGCCGCGCAAGGACAUUGCCGACUUUCUCCAGGAAGUUACGACGCACUUGGGACCACGGUUCGCGACAACGGACCGGUUGAUGAAGAACAACAAGCGGCCGUCGACCGCGGCCGAGUUUGCGUCGCGUUUUCGGGAAAGCUCCGUCUUUCACAACCUUAUGACGGAAGUGUCGCAGGCGGAAAAGCACUCGUGGAACUUUGCGUCCGCCCAGGGGUCACGCGUCGCGAUGGGGUAUGCCGACUGCUUCAAGGUCGUGUUCGGGCGCACGGUCAAAGCAUCGCUUCGCGACGCCCGGUUCAACCGAUCGCGCAUGAUCCAAGCGGUCGUGCUCGGGACGAUUGUCGGGACGGUGUUUUUGGACACGGGCCGCAACGAAAACGUCCUGGACGAGAAGAACUUUGUCCCGAUCAAGGUCGGGCUGCUGUAUCUGGCGACCAUGUUCCAGGCGCUGGCGACGCUGUCCGCGAUCGAAGCCAUUAUCAACCGCCGCGCCGUCUUGUACAAGCAGUCGGCAUUCCACUUUUUCCACAUCUCGACGUACGCGCUGUCGGAGGCCAUCAUGGAGCUCCUGUGGACGAUCCCGCAGGUAUUCCUGUUCAGCGCGCCGUUGUACUUUGCCGUCGGCCUCGCCAACUCGGCCGGCGCGUUCCUCACGUUUGUCGGGAUGUUGUAUUUGGCGUCGACCAUCUACUCGCAAUUGUUUCGCCUCAUCUCGGCGCUGUCGCCCGAUGCCGUGCUCGCCAAGGUGUACGCGAUGCUCGUCAUCUUCCUCCACAUUGUGUUUUCGGGGUACAUCCUGCCGCAACCCAAGAUUCCGACCGGAUGGAUUUGGCUCUACUGGUCCAACCCGAUGGCGUGGAUUCUCCGGGCGCUGUGCCAGAACGAAUUCCUCUCGUCGACCCGCGUGUACGACUUCAAGCCGCCGUUCGCAGUCAAGCUCAGCAACGGGACGACUGGCCGGUUCCGCCUCGGGGACAUCUCGCUCGACUUGUUUGGCAUGUCUCGCAACCCCGACUUUAUUCCGGCGGCCGUCGGCGUCCUCGUCGGGAUUUACGUGGUCCUGUUGACGCUGACCACGAUCGUGUACGCCCAUGUGCGCAUCCGCAGCCGCUUCUCGACGACGUCGGCGCCCGGCAAGUCGACAACCGACAGCAAGGCCGGCAACGUUCCGUUCGAUGCCGUCGCUAUCCCGUUCCAAUCCACCCGCGGCGGAGGUGUCAACAGCCUUCCAUUCGUUCCCGUCACGUUGAGCUUUCGCGACUUGUACUACACGAUUGACGUGGGCACGCGCAAGAACAAGACAACGCGCCAAUUGCUCAAGGGCAUCCACGGGUGCUUCCAGCCUGGCACGUUGACUGCGCUGAUGGGGUCGACGGGCGCGGGCAAGACGACGUUGAUGGACGUGAUUGCCGGCCGCAAGACGGCCGGCGUCAUCGAAGGCGACAUGUUUGUGAAUGGGCAUCCGCUGGUCCGCCAGACGUUCAACAGCGUGUCGGGGUACUGCGAACAGACCGACAUGCACGAAGGAACUGCGACGAUUCGCGAAGCGUUCCUGUUUAGUGCUUCGCUUCGGUUGCCGAGCGACACGACCGCGUUGCUGCGCGAGUCGUUUGUCGACGACAUUUUGGACGUGCUGGAGCUGACCCCCAAGGCCGACGCCCAGUACUUGACCCUGAGCCAAGGCGAACGCAAGCGUGUGACGAUCGGGGUCGAGCUCCUGUCGAACCCGAGCAUUCUGUUCUUGGACGAGCCGACGACGGGGUUGGAUUCCCGCGCCGCGACGAUUGUGAUGGAGUGCAUCAAGCGCAUUGCCGAGUCGGGCCGGACCGUUGUGUGCACGAUCCAUCAGCCGUCGACGGUGCUGUUCGAGCUCUUUGACAAGCUCCUGUUGCUCAAGACGGGUGGGGAACUCGUCUACUUUGGGGACCUCGGGCCCAAGAGCGUGCACUUGCUCGAGUACUUUGGCCACUUUGCCGGGCUCGACCCGAUCGGCGCGAGCGAAAACCCGGCCACGUACAUGCUCAACUGCAUCGGUGCCGGGACUGGCGGGGCCAAGAUCGACGUCGAUUUUGCGGCGGCAUACAUGCAAAGCAACUUGGGACGGGAGAACGACGUGCUUGUCGCGCGGUGGGCUGAGCCCACGGGCACCAAGCUCGCGUCCAAAGGCGCCGCCAGGGUUUCGUUUGCGUCGCAAUUCCGCUUGCUGUUUGCCCGCCAGUGCACAACGUAUUGGCGCAGUCCGUCGUACAAUAUUUCGCGCGCGGUCCUCAUGGUGUUCAUGCCGCUCAUUUACGUGUCGUGUUUCUACGGGAUGAAAGUCGAGACGAACAUGGACGUGCUCAACCAAAUGGCGCUGGUCUUCAUGGCGGUCGCGAUGAUUUGCAUUGCGUCCAUGUCAACCGCGAUCCCGUUCGUGUCGCGAAGCCGCAGCGUGUUUUACCGCGAAAAGCUCUCGACCAUGUACUGUGCGACGGCGCAUGCGCUGUCGCUGGCGAUCGUCGAGCUCAUGUACACGAUCGUGCUGUCGGCGAUCUUUUUCCACGGGUUCUACUGGUUGUCCGGGCUCAACACGGACACGGAAGCAUGGGUCGUGUUCUGGGCAGGACUCGCGUCGAGCAUGGUGCUGUGGUCGUACUUUGGCCACUUUCUCGUGUACUCGCUACCGUCGAUGCAGGUUGCCGUGCUCUUGGCUGGCGGGCUCGCGUCGCUCCUGUUUGUUUUUUCCGGCUUCAUGAUCGACGGCGAGUCGUUGGCCAAGGGGUGGCGGUGGCUCUAUUGGAUUAGUCCGCUGCACUACACGCUCGAAACGAUCAUGAUGUCGCAGUUCAAGAGCCAAAAUGUGUUGGUGCGCGACCUCGUCGAAGGCAAACCCGUGCGGAUCGACCAGUACGUGUUCAACUACUUCCACGGCGCGUUCUCGUACGACAACAUUUACCUCAGCCUCGGUCUUCUCUGGGCCAUCAUCGGCGUUCUCCAGCUCAUCAUCCUGCGCUGCAUGGCCAAAGUGAACCACAUGAAGCGCUAAAGCAUCGAGCGAGUCCUACCUGUGUCUGUCGUCGAGUCGAUGCAAAAUAAUUCGUAAUUCAUUUAUCGGAAUCACCA
This is a messenger RNA of Aphanomyces invadans, 3152 nucleotides long. RefSeq lists its product as hypothetical. Gene Ontology annotation, molecular function: ATP hydrolysis activity; ATP binding; ABC-type transporter activity. Lineage: Eukaryota; Oomycota; Saprolegniomycetes; Saprolegniales; Verrucalvaceae. The coding region runs from base 130 to 3075 and encodes 981 amino acids. The record is from RefSeq and is a predicted model, not a curated record. The transcript has a single exon. Gene Ontology annotation, cellular component: membrane.